Messenger RNA from Geodia barretti, 354 nucleotides. Lineage: Eukaryota; Metazoa; Porifera; Demospongiae; Tetractinellida; Geodiidae. The record is from the annotation of a GenBank genome assembly.
AUGAUUGAAGAGGAGAGUCUAAAUCAUCAGAGAUUCAGACCAAUGAGAGAAGAGAGGUCAAGACAUAAGGUCAAUGCAGAAAUAUGUCAGGUGGCAAAGCUUCAGCAGUCACUGACCGAAGCCACCUCUGUAUCGGCCGUACUCCGAGAGAAGUUCGCUGCCAUGACGACGACCCUGGAGAGCCGGGAGGAGUCUGAGAGGGAGGAAAGAGAGAGACUGGCGAAGAGGGCCGACGACCUCGCCCACCAGAACCAGCUGCUUCACGAGGAGGCGGGGAAACUAUCGGCACGGAUACUCACACUCCAGGAGUUGUGGGAUGAGCCCGAGACCACAACACCCUCUCCCCCCGGUUGA